Ipomoea nil (Japanese morning glory) is the source of this 2298-nucleotide messenger RNA. RefSeq lists its product as uncharacterized. The transcript has 7 exons. The coding region runs from base 28 to 1353 and encodes 441 amino acids. NCBI's taxonomy places the organism in Eukaryota, Viridiplantae, Streptophyta, Magnoliopsida, Solanales, Convolvulaceae. The record is from RefSeq and is a predicted model, not a curated record.
GGCAGUCUGUGUAAUCUCUGUAUAUAAAUGGGGAAGAAUUUGGUGAUUUUACUACUUAUUCUCUUGAUUCUGCUUCUUGGAUGUUCAUCAGCUUCAGCAACACCUACUGCAAAAGUGGUCUGUGGGGUUGUCACGAAUGUUGUCGCUGCUCUUUUCAAAUGGUUGGUAUCGCUAAAAUCUGAGAUGGAACCAGCUUUUUCCAGGAUUAAAUUUGAGAAAGGAUACAGUGUUGAAACUAUCUUUGAUGGAAACAAAUUGGGAGUUGAGCCAUAUUCUGUGGAGGUUUCGCCGGCCGGAGAGGUCUUCAUUUUGGAUUCUGGAAACAGCAACAUUUACAAGAUCACAACCCCACACUCUCUGUAUAGCCGGCCUAUGUUGGCCGUUGGAUCACCUGAAGGGUGCUCUGGGCAUGUGGAUGGGAAGCUGAGAGAGGCAAGGAUGAACCACCCAAAAGGGCUAGCCAUGGAUGACAGUGGAAACAUGUAUGUUGCAGAUGCCAUGAACAUGGCAAUCAGAAAAAUCACUGACACAGGAGUUGUGACAAUUGCAGGGGGGAAGAGGUUCCAAGGCGACAGACCGAGGGAAGACGAUGCAAAACUUUCAAAUGACUUUGAUGUAGUUUAUGUAAGAAGCAGCUGCUCACUUUUGGUAAUUGACAGAGGAAACCGGGCGAUUAAACAGGUCCAACUUCACGAGCAUGACUGUUCGGAUCAGUACGACAGCAAUCUCCAUCUAGGUGCAUCACUGCUUUUUGCAGCCUGUUUCUUUGGAUACAUGCUGGCUCUGUUACAACGAAAAGUUGCAGCAUUUUCCUCAUCAAUCCGCAAGCACAACAGCCCAAUCCGACCAGGCUUAUUUCCAGCAGAAGAUGAACACAAGAAACCUGCAGAAAACAUGUUUGUUUCCAUUGGAAGACUGCUAGUCAACACUGUUACUGAAAUGUUUGGUCGAAUGUUGUCUGGGUUUAGAAAGAAACCUCAUUUUCAGCAGAAUCUGAAUCUCCAUUACUCUCACAAGCAUCCUGAAUACUAUACAAAUACAAUUGGUUAUGAAGAUGACCUCCCAUUUUCAGACCUGAGAAACCCUCCACCAAGAACAUCAUCGUUCUCGUCGAUUGCCAAAGAUCUGGAGAGGUCUCAAAACCAUCAUCAGAAGAAACAGCCAUCGAGUCCUCAGGCUUGCACAGAACAAAGCUGUGAGAGGAAUGAGGUUGUGUUUGGGGCAAUUCAGGAACAAGAUGGCUGCGGUGAAUCAAUGGUGAUAAAGAAAGUUGAUUAUUCAGAUCCUGCUUAUAACCAUUAUAACAUCCGAUCCAGAUACAGCUGUAAUAUGGGGAGUUUCUGUGGCAAUUGAAUAGCUAUAUAUAGGAAGACGACAAGAUAGAAUUUGUUUAUACACUUUACAGAUGUGUAGCCAUAUAAGCUGUUUACGCCUAUUUCUCCGCUUUCUCCCCCUUAUAUAUAUACACAAUACACGCCUGUAAAGACCGGGAAUCAUUGGGCUCUCCGAGUCUCCGGAGACGGGGAGUCAAAUUUCAGUAACUUUCUCUUUACAAAUCAUAAAGCCCUAAUUGGAAUUAGGGCUUUUGACUAGUAAAGAUCGUAAAUUUGUUUUCUUUUCCGAUUGUUUUCUUCUGGGAUUGUUGAUUGAACAUGGCCGUUGAGAAUGCCACACUGGAAGAUGCAGAGGAGAAUGAUGAUUUUGAGGAACUGGCGUUACGGAGAAGGGGUUGUUGUUUCUGGCUUCCGUGUUUCGGCCGGCGGCCGGCCGGCGCCUGGGAGCGUAUCGCGACGUCGGAGAGCCAUAAAGAGGAUUGGUUGGGGAAGAGUACGAGUGCACUAAAGAAAGUUCGGGAGUGGUCGGAGCUCGUCGCCGGCCCCAAAUGGAAGACCUUUAUCCGCCGUUUCAACAAGCCCCGCUCCAAACCCGCCAAGUUCCAAUACGACCCCGUGAGUUACGCGUUGAAUUUCGACGACGGGUUCGAGCAGAGUGGUAAUCCGGAUGACGGCCAUCUCCCCCGGGAUUUCUCGUCGAGAUAUGCAUCGUUCCCGGCGACGGCAAAAUCGCCGAUGGACCUGGGCAAGGACGCGUCUUCAGUCACGUGAAGAUUCGCUCUCUUCACUGCCAAUCCGCGUCACCACCUGGACGAGAAUUGCGGCACAGAUUUCGGAGUUAACAAUGUUCACCCGAAUCUUGUCGUUUGACUUUGUCAGCACAUACUGACCUCUGCUCUCCCAGUAGCUUUGUCCUUUCUUCCUUCUAUUCUAUACUUUCAUCCUCUAAAGUACUUUAUUACUC